This is a messenger RNA of Pisolithus orientalis, 615 nucleotides long. RefSeq lists its product as uncharacterized. The transcript has 6 exons. Bases 1 to 615 code for a protein of 204 amino acids. The record is from RefSeq and is a predicted model, not a curated record. Lineage: Eukaryota; Fungi; Basidiomycota; Agaricomycetes; Boletales; Pisolithaceae.
AUGUGGCCUCAAAUUAUUGCAGCGGUACAAAAGGUCUUCGAAUUAGGCCAUAUGCUUGUAUCAGAUUGGAGUAAGAGAAAUCUCGGCGGCACGAAUUUGAUGAAUACCGAUCAAAUGCUGGUCACACGGCGUGCAGUCCCUGGAAUACUGGAGUUUGUCACAACUCACCCACUAUGCGGCGGCGGUGGAGGCAGCGAUGCUGAUCUUUUGGUUGUUUGUGUUACUCGUUAUCAUGUUGGUGUUGUUGUCGAUAUGGCUCUUGGGCUGCUUUCUACCAGUCCACGCGCCUGGCUGGGCACAUCCCUGUUGGCUCCGUAUUCGCGUGGUUACAGUCGUUCGGCGCAACUAGUCGAUGGUAUAUCUUGUAGAAUGCUCAGGAAAGCGGAAGGUGUUAACGCUUCGAGCAGAUUUAGCGGCGUGGUUAAUAGCGUCAGCCGAGCAACAGGGACGAAGACAGUACUUCACAAAGUAUCGAAGAGGCAUCGGCCGACAGACCUCAAAUUCCUUGCUCGUUUCACCCAAUCGUUCUGGCUAAGCCUCGCUGAAAAGAGUUUCCAUGAGCCUGCUGUCUCACCUGCAUUUUGUUCAGAGCACGGAGGCAUUCGGUCGGGCUAA